Messenger RNA from Talaromyces proteolyticus, 1937 nucleotides. Its product is annotated as putative epimerase/dehydratase family protein. The record is from RefSeq and is a predicted model, not a curated record. The transcript has 3 exons. The coding region runs from base 477 to 1589 and encodes 370 amino acids. NCBI's taxonomy places the organism in Eukaryota, Fungi, Ascomycota, Eurotiomycetes, Eurotiales, Trichocomaceae.
CGUUCCUGCCGCUAUUACGACGCCCGUAUUAUUGUAAUUAUUCCUGGUCAUUUCGCACUGUGCUCAUCCUUGUCGGCUUCGUCACGUUCUGCAUCCGUUGAACGCUUCCUCAGCCUUGGCUAUUAGUAACUUAUUUCUGUUGUUAUUAUUAUUAGUAUUCAUUAGUAUUAUUAUUUUUAUUUUUUACUAUCUUCCCCUUGCCUACUGCUCAUUCCCUCGCUUGAUCGUGUGGUCGUUUCUCUUCUUCCUACCAGGCCAUAUUCGAGCAUCCCAGUCUGUGCUCAAUAUCGUUGACCUUGACUCGCUCCCUAUCGUUUCUGGUCUUAGGAAGCGGUUUUGUGGCUGGCCUCAGCAUUUGCGAUCGAGUCUGAUAUACGCGGCUGUCAGGAGGCCUGGAGGAACGAGAGGGGUAGCGACUUUUCGACCCCAUUGGAUCUCCGACCUCACCUCUGCUCGACUCGAUAGCUCUUGCGACAAUGGGCUCCGAAAAGCCCGCAGUGCUGGUCGUUGGCGGUUUAGGCUUCAUUGGCCGAUACCUCGCUCUAUAUAUCCAUGAGAACGACCUUGCUUCGGAACUGCGGAUUGUCGACAAGGUGCUGCCGCAGUUGGCAUGGCUAGCUCCCGAGUUCGAGGAUGCGUGCUCCAAGGAGCGAUUUGUUCAAGCAGACGCUGGUCGAGAACAGGCAUAUCCCCGCAUCUUUGACCGCGCCGAUGGCAAACAAUUCGACUUUGUCAUCAAUUGCGCCGGCGAUACAAGAUACUCACAGCCAGAAGAAGUUUAUCAAUUUCGAAACCAUGCCAUGUCAAUCGGAUUGUGUAAAGAAGUCGCGAAGCGAGGCAUUCCAGUCUAUGUUGAAGCAUCAACUGCAAUGGUGUACAAGGGUUCCGGGCCCAGCAAAGAGAGCGAUAAGACAGAUCCUUGGCACAAUCUUGCUAAAUGGAAGUUGAAAGUUGCCGAAGACAUCCGAAACAUUCCAAAUCUUCAUUGGGCUGCUCUGCGCUUCCCACAUGUUUAUGGUGAAUACGAUUCUCGCUACUUUGCCAUUGGAAUCUGUCUAGCGAGAACCCACAAGUUUCUUGAGCGGGAUUUGGAACUGCUUUACUCGAAAGAUUUGAAAGUCAACACCCUCUACGUCAAAGACGCUGCGCGUGCUCUUUGGACUGUGGCAGAGUGGCGACGUGCUCAAGGAAGCGACCCUGCUGCUUCUAAAGUGUUCAAUGUUGUCGACCACAACAACACCUCUCAAGCACACAUUGGUCAAGCACUCUCUGAAGUUUUCGGCCUUAAAGUUUCUUUCUUAGGGUCCUUGGUAUCUCAACUAGCUAAACUCAGUCUGGACGAUGUGGUAGAUGAUAUGAACGAGGAAACCUUACAAGCAUGGGCUGAUCUGGUGGAGGAGAAGAAAAUCGCCCGGCCAGGCCCCAUCAGCCCGUUUAUUGAUAGAGACAUGAUCAAAGACCAAAAUUUAUGCAUCGAUGGUACCCUCUUCGAGACAACUACGGGAUUCAAGCCAGAAAGGCCUGCAUUCAACGUCGAUGCCGUCCGAGACAUGGUUGCCAGCUAUGAACGGAUGGGUUGGUGGCCAUGAACGAUACAUCAAUAGAAGGGGUAGAAGGGGGGAGGAUAAGAAGAGUCCAAUCAAAUAAUGCUCCCGCGAUUACGCCUCAGUAUUCGCCCUCUUACCUCCAUACUAAUAAUCAUCAUUAUCAUAUAUCAGCCUCUUGAUUUCUAUUAUGAUACCUUGCAUCAGAACAAAUCAUCCUACACAUAUUUUUUAUAACUCUCUUCAUGAGCAUUUGAGCCGGAAAUUUUCUUUUUGGUUUCCUUUUAUUUGUUUUACCUUUUUUUCUUGGCAGUGUUGUACUACUAUAUAUCCACACAGUUUUGUGUCUUCCUAUUUGCAAAUAUUCAAGUCAAUAUAUCUUAAAUCCUCCUU